Triticum dicoccoides is the source of this 843-nucleotide messenger RNA. Its product is annotated as ubiquitin-conjugating enzyme E2 28-like. The record is from RefSeq and is a predicted model, not a curated record. The transcript is spliced from 5 exons. Lineage: Eukaryota; Viridiplantae; Streptophyta; Magnoliopsida; Poales; Poaceae. The coding region runs from base 135 to 581 and encodes 148 amino acids.
GACUCCUUCUCGCCCCCUCCUGCCCCGUGGUCCCCAACCGCCGUCCGCCGCCGCAGAGGGGAGAGGCGGCCGCCGCCCGCCGCCACAGCACCGCCGGCCCCGUCGCCCCCGCGCACCCCGCCGGGUUUGAUCCGAUGGCGUCCAAGAGGAUCCUCAAGGAGCUCAAGGACCUGCAGAAGGACCCUCCCACCUCAUGCAGCGCAGGUCCUGUAGGUGAGGACAUGUUCCACUGGCAGGCAACUAUCAUGGGACCCUCUGACAGUCCGUUCACCGGUGGUCUAUUUUUGGUGAACAUUCAUUUCCCACCGGAUUACCCCUUCAAGCCCCCGAAGGUCUCUUUCCGCACCAAGGUGUUCCACCCAAACAUCAACAGCAACGGCAGCAUUUGCCUUGACAUUCUCAAGGAACAGUGGAGCCCGGCUUUGACCAUAUCAAAGGUCCUCCUGUCAAUCUGUUCGUUGCUGACGGACCCCAACCCUGAUGAUCCCCUGGUGCCUGAGAUCGCUCACAUGUACAAGACUGAUCGGGCCAAGUAUGAGUCCACGGCACGCUCCUGGACACAGAAGUACGCCAUGGGCUAGAGCCUGGACGGCCAGCUGGUGACCAUGGAUGCGCCGAGCCCAGAACCGUUAUCACCUAAAUAACCAACCAAAGUAUCACCCCACCCUGCGACGAAGUGAAUGGACUUUUGAGGCCGUCGUGCCCCUGUUGAACUCGUAUGAAUGUACUCUUGCCAUGUCAAGUCCGUUGGGUCUGGGUAGUCUGUUCUACCUGACGUUUCGUUAUCCAUUAAGUUAAAUCUCUGUCGUAUCUAUGAUAUGUGUGGCUAUCCAUUGCAUGCUU